Messenger RNA from Syzygium oleosum, 789 nucleotides. RefSeq names its product non-specific lipid transfer protein GPI-anchored 5-like. The record is from RefSeq and is a predicted model, not a curated record. Gene Ontology annotation, biological process: lipid transport. The coding region runs from base 148 to 648 and encodes 166 amino acids. Gene Ontology annotation, molecular function: lipid binding. The transcript is spliced from 3 exons. NCBI's taxonomy places the organism in Eukaryota, Viridiplantae, Streptophyta, Magnoliopsida, Myrtales, Myrtaceae.
CUUACGUAACGUUACACCAAGUUGUCUGAAAUCUCGCUUUUCAAAUAGAGAAGUUAAAUCUUUUUUAUCCUUUAUAUACAUGAUCCGCGAAGUCUUCCUGAUCCACCCUACUCAAUUCACCGACGAUAAUCCUAGUCCACAGCUACAAUGACGGCCCCACGGUCUGCGAUGCUUGUCAUGGCGCUUGUUGCUGCGGUGGUGGCACUACUUUGGGCUGGAGCAGUGGCCCAGACGAGCUGCAGCAGCGCGUUGAUAAGCCUGUCACCGUGCUUGAGCUUCAUCACGGGCAACUCCUCGGCGCCGCCAUCUUCAGCCUGCUGCACUCAGCUUGCGAGCGUCGUCAACUCGGAGCCGCUGUGCCUCUGUGAGGUCCUGAACGGGAGCGCCUCGGCUGCGCUGGGCGUGAACAUCAAUCAGACACAGGCGCAGAAGCUGCCUCCCGCUUGCAACGUCCAGACGCCGCCCACCAGCAGUUGCAAUGCUUUAUCUCCGGCAAGGUCUCCGGUGGGAUCGCCAAGUUCCACUCCCGGUCGGAUCUCAUCAGAUGGACGCAGCACCGACGUGAAAUGGUCCCUGGUCCUCUUGACGCUCUUCAUCGCAUCGCACGAAGCCGUGAUGCUCGUGCAGAACAACUUGGACCCAAUAUAAGCUCGUUCUUUGCAUCUGUUUCUUUUCUCCAUCGAUGCCCUGUACACAUGCACAUAAUUUGAAUAGUAUCGUAAAAUAGAGAGGGGAUCUACUCCUCCGUACACUCUGUUAUUUCCCUCGUUUGAUGAAUAAAAGAUGUUC